Messenger RNA from Aspergillus saccharolyticus JOP 1030-1, 343 nucleotides. RefSeq lists its product as uncharacterized. The transcript has a single exon. Lineage: Eukaryota; Fungi; Ascomycota; Eurotiomycetes; Eurotiales; Aspergillaceae. Bases 99 to 311 code for a protein of 70 amino acids. The record is from RefSeq and is a predicted model, not a curated record.
AUUGGUUAUACGGUAUAGAUAGGGGUAUAUAUGAUCCCGGCAUAUUAAUGUAUGUUGUGACUCGUUAAAGUCUUUGAGACACGCGACUUAGCGGCUGCAUGGGACUGAAACUCGACAGGUGGAAAGGCUGGAGAGAAAGUGGACUUCUAUUUUUGGCCGGGACGGAAGAGCUGUGGUGGAGACCAGCUAUGGGCGCAGGCAGCCAUGUCUUGUUCGGUGUGGCGCGCGUGGCUAUGAUUACAUGUGCUCGCUGCUCACUGCUCUCAGUUGGUCGUGGAAUGUUGAUCUCGAUUGGUAUUCAGUGUGAGUGACGUUUGAGAGAAAAGUACUUAGUAACUUAUUC